CCGCCGCCGCCGCCGCCGCCGCCGCCAUGGCCGCCAAGGGACCCGGCCUCUUCUCCAACAUCGGCAAGUCCGCCAAGGAUCUGCUCACGAGGGACUACACCUACGACCAGAAGCUCACCGUGUCCAGCGUCAGCUCCUCCGGAGUGGCCCUCACUUCCACAGCUGUGAAGAAAGGAGGGCUUUAUUCGUUUGAUGUUGCCGGAGUGUACAAGUACAAGAAUACUCUUGUUGAUGUUAAAGUGGAUACACAGUCAAAUGUCUCUACUACCUUGACUGUCUUGGAUGUCCUGCCAUCCACAAAGCUUGUGACAUCUGUGAAGCUGCCUGACUACAAUUCUGGAAAGGUGGAGCUGCAAUACUUCCAUGAGAAUGCAACUUUGGCUACUGCUGUUGGCACGAAGCCCUCUCCUGUGGUUGAAUUUUCUGCAGCAGUAGGUCCUAAAGGACUUGCCGUUGGUGGAGAAGCUGCGUUUGACACUUCUUCAGGGAAGUUCACCAAGUACAGUGCUGGGAUAGGUGUAACCAAGCCAGAAUUUCAUGCUGCAUUCAUUCUGGCCGACAAAGGUGACACCAUUAAAGUGUCAGGUGUUUACCACCUUGAUGAGAAGCAGAAGGCUUCAGCUGUGGCUGAAUUUACCCGGAAGCUCUCAGCAAACGAGAACGCACUCACUGUUGGUGGCCUGUACACAGUUGACCCUCAGACAACCGUGAAGGCAAGGCUCAACAACACUGGGACGCUUGCUGCUCUUCUCCAGCACGAGGUUAAGCCGAAGUCACUCUUGACAAUCUCUGGUGAAUUCGACACCAAGGCCUUGGACAGAGCCCCCAAGUUUGGCCUCACAUUCGCCCUCAAGCCCUGAUCAGAUCAUUAGUGAUUGAUGAUUGACAGUUGAAUUCCGGAUUCUUUGAUUGUUUUUUUGGGAAGCUACGGCCAAUAAUUUGUUCCAACUUGCUCUGUUAAAUCUCUCAAGGUUUUUGGUACCCUCUGUGGGCAGGAUCGAUCGGCCUUUACCUUGAUGUGUUGGUCUGUUGAUGAAAAUACCUGUCAUUGGGAGACUUAUGAAGCUUGUUUCUUUCUGCUGUGAGUGCUGAGUAGCUUGCACAGUAGUCUGUUUCAUGACGAAGCUACAUGUGAUUUUUC
Messenger RNA from Lolium rigidum, 1141 nucleotides. Its product is annotated as mitochondrial outer membrane protein porin 5-like. Gene Ontology annotation, biological process: monoatomic anion transmembrane transport. The transcript has 6 exons. Gene Ontology annotation, molecular function: voltage-gated monoatomic anion channel activity. The coding region runs from base 27 to 860 and encodes 277 amino acids. Gene Ontology annotation, cellular component: mitochondrial outer membrane. Lineage: Eukaryota; Viridiplantae; Streptophyta; Magnoliopsida; Poales; Poaceae. The record is from RefSeq and is a predicted model, not a curated record.